AUGUUCUCGACUCCACGCUCGAGUCGCGGGCUUGUUGUCGCUUUCCUGCAAUUUUGCGAUGGUGGUUUCGAGGAGUGCUCGAUCCUACGGCCUUGUGCGGUUAUCUAUGCUCUUGGACAGGGUGUCAAGCUCUGCAGCCCAUCCUUGUACUUGGUCUCCAAUGCUAGCAGGAUAGAAACAUACUACAAUCCCAGGAGAUUGAGAGAUCAUCCCCUCUCCCAGGAAAAACGGGCAAGUCUGUGGCAGUGGGCGUUCAAGACGUCCGAGCAAGUGUACUUCCACGACGAAGACUUUGUCGUUCGUCAAGCUAGGUCAAAGCUCUUUGAACCUACGCGUGGACGUUCUCUGAAGUUCUCGCCAAGCACCAUGUUGCUGCGACCUAUCCAAGACGGGCACAGGAGAGCUAACUCUCAAGCAACACCCCGCAAACUUGAGAGAGGGAAGGCAGGAAGCUUCCAAUUCCAGGACCUCACAUGUUCUCGACAUCCCUCUUCACCAGUGGCCAUUCGAAGUAUUUCUGUUCAAUGA
Molecule: messenger RNA, 528 nt
Organism: Laccaria bicolor S238N-H82
Lineage: Eukaryota; Fungi; Basidiomycota; Agaricomycetes; Agaricales; Hydnangiaceae
Exons: 3
Coding region: 1-528 (175 amino acids)
Source: RefSeq, a predicted model, not a curated record